Sorex araneus (European shrew) is the source of this 3031-nucleotide messenger RNA. It is a transcript of the gene ITGB5, whose product is annotated as integrin subunit beta 5. The transcript is spliced from 15 exons. The coding region runs from base 144 to 2546 and encodes 800 amino acids. Gene Ontology annotation, biological process: cell adhesion mediated by integrin; cell migration; integrin-mediated signaling pathway. Lineage: Eukaryota; Metazoa; Chordata; Mammalia; Eulipotyphla; Soricidae. The record is from RefSeq and is a predicted model, not a curated record. Gene Ontology annotation, cellular component: integrin complex; focal adhesion; cell surface. Gene Ontology annotation, molecular function: integrin binding.
CCGUACGGCUGCUGGCCGAGGGGAGGAGAGAGGAGCAGGGAAAGUGGAGCCGGGCCGGAGGAAGGGGAGGGCGAAGGCGAGGCCGUGCCGAGCGGCGGGGAGAUGGUGGCCGCCCCGCCCUGAGCCCCCGGCCCGCCGCCAGCAUGCCGCGGGCCCCCGCGCCCCUCUACGCCUGCCUGCUCGGGCUCUGCGCGCUGGUCCCCGGCCUCCCAGGUCUCAACAUCUGCUCUAGUGGAAGUGCCACAUCGUGUGAAGAAUGUCUGCUCAUCCACCCCAAGUGUGCCUGGUGCUCCAAAGAGGAUUUUGGCAGCCCGCGUGCAGUGCUGUCCCGGUGUGACCUGAAGGCCAAUCUGGAGCGCAGUGGCUGUGCAGGCGAGGUGGAGAGCCCGGCCAGCAGCACACGGGUCCUGCGGAGCCUGCCCCUCAGCACCAAGGGCUCCAGCCCCUCGGGCUCCGACGUCAUCCAGAUGACCCCCCAAGAGAUAGCCCUGAGCCUGCGGCCUGGGGACAAGACUAACUUCCAGCUGCAGGUCCGACAGGUGGAAGAUUACCCCGUGGACUUGUACUACUUGAUGGACCUCUCCCUGUCAAUGAAGGAUGACCUGGACAGCAUCCGGAACCUGGGCACCAAGCUGGCGGAGGAAAUGAGGAAGCUCACCAGCAACUUCCGACUGGGCUUUGGCUCCUUUGUAGACAAAAACAUCUCUCCUUUCUCCUACACAGCGCCAAGGUACCAGACCAACCCAUGCAUUGGUUAUAAGUUGUUUCCAAACUGCCUCCCCUCCUUUGGCUUCCGCCACCUGCUGCCCCUCACGGACAGAGUCGACAGCUUCAAUGAGGAAGUUCGGAAGCAGAGGGUGUCCCGGAACCGCGAUGCCCCCGAGGGAGGCUUCGAUGCUAUCCUGCAGGCUGCUGUGUGCAAGGAGAAGAUUGGCUGGCGGAAGGACGCACUGCACCUGCUGGUGUUCACCACAGAUGACGUGCCCCACAUCGCGCUGGACGGCAAACUUGGGGGGCUGGUGCAGCCCCACGAUGGUCAGUGCCACCUGAACGAGGCCAAUGAGUACACGGCGUCCAGCCAGAUGGACUAUCCAUCCCUGGCCUUGCUCGGAGAGAAGCUGGCGGAGAACAACAUCAACCUCAUCUUUGCAGUGACGAAGAACCAUUACACGCUCUACAAGAAUUUUACAGCCCUGAUCCCCGGAACUACAGUGGAGAUUUUACAUGGCGACUCCAAAAAUAUCAUCCAGCUGAUUAUCAACGCAUACAGUAGCAUCCGGUCUAAGGUGGAGCUGUCGGUGUGGGACCAGCCGGAGGACCUGAACCUCUUCUUCACUGCAACCUGCCAGGAUGGAGUAUCCUACCCUGGUCAGAGGAAGUGUGAGGGGCUGAAGAUUGGGGACACAGCGUCCUUCGAGGUGUCCGUGGAGGCGCGGAGCUGCCCAAGCCGGCCUACAGAGCACAGAUUCACCCUGCGGCCCGUGGGCUUCCGGGACAGCCUGCAGGUGGGCGUCACCUACAACUGCAGGUGCCUCUGCAGCCGUGAGCCCGAACCGGACAGCACCCGGUGCAGCAGGAACGGGACCUACGUGUGCGGCCUGUGCGAGUGCAACCCCAGCCACCUGGGCACCAGGUGCGAGUGCCAGGAAGGCGAGAACCGGAGAGUGUUCCAGAACCUGUGCCGGGAGGCAGAGGGCAAGCCACUGUGCAGCGGGCGCGGCGAGUGCAGCUGCAACCAGUGCUCCUGCUACGAGAGUGAGUUCGGGAAGAUCUACGGGCCGUUCUGCGAGUGCGACAACUUCUCCUGUGCGCGGAACAGAGGAGUGCUCUGCUCAGGUCAUGGCGAGUGUCACUGUGGAGAAUGCAAGUGCCACGCGGGCUACAUCGGGGACAACUGUAACUGCUCGACGGACACCAGCACAUGCUGGGCUAAGGACGGCCAGAUCUGCAGUGGCCGUGGGCACUGUGUCUGUGGGCAGUGCCAGUGCACGGAGCCAGGGGCCUUUGGGGAGAUGUGUGAGAAGUGCCCCACCUGCCCCGAUGCCUGCAGCACCAAGAGAGAGUGUGUGGAGUGCCUGCUGCUGCACUCGGCAAGCCCAGCCAACAACCACACCUGUCAGGCUCUGUGCAAGGACGAGGUGGUCACAUGGACAGACGCCAUCGGGAAAGAUGACCAGGAGACAGUGCUGUGCUUCUACAAAACCGCCAAGGAUUGUGUCAUGCUGUUCACCUACGCAGAGCUCCCCAGCGGGCGCACCAACCUGACCGUCCUCAGGGAACCAGAGUGUGGAACUGCCCCCAAUGCCACAACCAUCCUGCUGGCCGUGGUGGGCAGCAUCCUUCUGGUGGGGCUCGCCCUGCUGGCCAUCUGGAAGCUGCUUGUCACCAUCCAUGACCGGAGGGAGUUCGCCAAGUUCCAGAGCGAGCGAUCCCGGGCCCGCUAUGAAAUGGCCUCCAACCCGCUGUACAGAAAGCCCAUCUCCACACACACUGUUGACUUCACCUUCAACAAGUUCAACAAGUCCUACAAUGGGACCGUGGACUGAGCGGAGGACAAACGGUACGAGUCAGAGACUGAUGCUCCCGGUAGCCCAUGCACGACGUCCAGCAAGACCGGGCCAGAGCCCCACUGCCAGGGCACAGCAUGGGAACGGGACAGGGGACAGGGGGGCUCGCGUCGGCCUUGUCCCCAGGGUCCGCCAAGACACGGGCUGAGCUCCCUUUCCGCCCACCGCAGCAGAGCCCCCAGGAGUGCCCAAGCAUGUCCAGCCCGCACAGGCCUUUCCCAAGGAUAGUUUCAUAAUUAAAGAUUAAGACGUGUGAUUCCGGCCGUGGCGGCCACUGAGCCUCACCCACCUGCUGUCCAGCUGGCUUGUGGGUGUGGGUGGUGGGUUGAGAUGACGUGAAAGGUGUGUAGUUUGCAGGUGUUUCCUCUCCUGUCCAUGUAUGUAUAGUAGUUUUGUAACACAAAAGGAACAUGACUGUGCAGAUCGGAAAAUAAAGAUUAAAACCAAAAGAUUUCCUUUGCUGA